This is a messenger RNA of Thunnus maccoyii (southern bluefin tuna), 1947 nucleotides long. It is a transcript of the gene soat2, whose product is annotated as sterol O-acyltransferase 2. Bases 52 to 1632 code for a protein of 526 amino acids. Gene Ontology annotation, biological process: cholesterol efflux; cholesterol metabolic process. Gene Ontology annotation, cellular component: endoplasmic reticulum membrane. The record is from RefSeq and is a predicted model, not a curated record. Lineage: Eukaryota; Metazoa; Chordata; Actinopteri; Scombriformes; Scombridae. Gene Ontology annotation, molecular function: cholesterol O-acyltransferase activity; cholesterol binding; fatty-acyl-CoA binding. The transcript has 15 exons.
CUUCACUCAGUGUUAUAGUCCUAAGUGUUGUGGCCAGGACCAGUGGUAACCAUGACAGCUGCAGAGCCACCUAAUGGAGUGUGGCACAGAAACGUCAAGGCCCAUACAUCAGAUGAGAUCUCUAGUCAUGUUGGUAGUCAUAAUAACGCACAGGAAGAAGAUCUGAAACAGUGGCAGAAACAUGCACAGAGAGCGAAGGUGAAGAUCAUGGAGCAGGUCCAGGAUCAGCUCAAUGAUAUUCUAGACAACGCUCUGACUUUCACCCAAAUCCAGCCAACAGUUAAUGGAAAGUCGACAAAAAAACCUUCAUCUAGAUCUCAAAGGAUGGAUGAUGGAAAAGUAUUUAUGGACAGGGCAUCACUGCUGGAUGAACUGUUUGAGAUCAGCCACAUCAGGACUAUCUACCACAUGUUCAUCGCCGUACUCCUCAUCUUCUGCCUGAGCACGCUGGCUGUCGAUUACAUUGACCAGGGCAGGUUGGUCUUGGAGUUUGACCUGCUCUUCUUCGCCUUUGGGAAACUGGGGACAGUCACCUGGGUGUGGAUGCUUAUGUUUGCCUACACCCUGCUGGUUCCCUACUACACUCUGGUGUUUUGGGGGCCUUUGUACCACAGCUUCCCUUCCAAGUUGGGGCUGUCCCUGGGGACAGGUCUAGUGCUGUCUGCCAUACAGACUUGCGUGCUGGGAUUGUUCCCCAUCUAUGUGGUCGUACACCACCAGCUGCCGCCAGCCUCACGGUUUAUUGUUAUAUUGGAGCAGAUUCGAUUCCUGAUGAAGAGCUACUCAUUCAUAAGAGAAACUGCCCCUGUUAUUAUGAAGAAUACACCAAAGGAAGGAGAAAAUCCCAGGUUCCCAACAUUCUCCAGUUAUCUCUAUUUCCUUUUCUGUCCAACUCUUAUCUACAGGGAAUCAUAUCCCCGGAAUACCCACAUAAGAUGGAAGUAUGUUGGUGUUACUCUUGGCAAGAUCUUGGGCUGCCUGUUUUAUGGCUACUUCAUCCUGGUGCGCCUUUGUGUGCCCCUCUUCAAAUCUGAGACCAACCAGCCUUUUAGUAAACGGACUAUGGUUCUAGCUGUGUUCAACUCAAUAUUACCAGGUAUAAUGCUCCUUCUGUUGUGUUUCUUUGCCUUCCUGCACUGCUGGCUCAACCUCUUUGGGGAGCUGCUGCGUUUUGCUGACAGGAUGUUCUACAAGGACUGGUGGAACUCUACAUCUUUUGCAAACUAUUAUCGUACCUGGAACGUGGUGGUUCAUGACUGGCUUUAUUACUACGGAUACAGAGACUUCCUCUGGCUGUCGAAAAGGAAAUUCCGAACAGCUGCCAUGCUCUCGGUGUUCAUCGUCUCUGCUGUCGUCCAUGAGUACGCCUUGGCCAUGGGCUUCGGCUUCUUCUAUCCCGUCAUGUUUGUCCUCUUUGCAAUCUUUGGAGUGGUGUUCAACUUUACCAUGAACGACAAGCGGCAGAGCCCCGUGUUCAACGUCAUCAUGUGGGCGUGUCUCUUCCUCGGUCAAGGUGUCCAGGUGUGUCUGUACUGCCAGGAGUGGUACGCGCAGAUACAAUGUCCUCGGACAGGGAAUAGUUUCUGGGAGCUGGUGACGCCUCGUUCCUGGUCGUGCAGCAACCAGAGAUGAAGCUGCUGAAAGCUGAAUUUUUUUCCUGGGCUGGAAGCAUGAAUGAAGAAGGGAUGGAGGAAUGCAAAUAAAUGGAGUCACAAUGAACUAAACAUGAUGGAUAGGACAUCGUGAAAGACAUGUAAAUAUAUAAUGUUUUCUAUUUUCAGUGUGUAAAGAAGCUUUGGGUCAAGAUUGUCUGACUGUCACUUUUAGCUUUAUGUUGUUAUUUAGGUGUGAUGUUAUAUUUGCGUCACUAAAUUGAUCACCACUGGUUUUCAUUUGUACUGAUAGUAUUGACUAGUUUUUAAUAAAUCAGGCUGUGUGGACAGUUUA